AUGGCUUCUUCUUCUGGCCGCCACCCCGUCUACCGAGGCGUUCGCCGUCGCAACACCGGCAAAUGGGUCUCCGAAAUCCGCGAGCCAAGGAAGCCCAACCGUAUUUGGCUGGGAACUUUUCCCACCGCCGAAAUGGCCGCCGUUGCUUACGACGUUGCCGCUCUUGCCCUAAAAGGCCAGGACACCGAGCUUAAUUUCCCUAAUUCCGCCUCGUCUCUCCCCAUCCCCGCUUCUAGGUCACCAUCGGAUAUUCAAGCGGCAGCUGCGUCUGCUGCUGCUGCUCUUGGAGCGGCUGCAGCGGCCAUGGAAGCACGGAACAAUAGCGGUUCUCGUCGUGGAAGUCAUUCUGAUGACGUCGUGUAUGAAGCAAGAUAUGGUCAAGAAUAUGAAUUGGAGAGUCAGUUCAUGGACGAGGACUUGAUCUUUGAUAUGCCUAAUGUUCUAAUGAAUAUGGCGGAAGGAAUGCUUCUUAGCCCUCCUCGUUUCAACAACCAUGGCGGAGACGAAGACCGCGACUUCGGCACGGACCAAAACCUUUGGAAUUUUCCCUAGGUAACAAUAAUAUAUAUAUACCAUAUUAUAUAGAACUAUAUAUA
Cucumis melo (muskmelon) is the source of this 596-nucleotide messenger RNA. RefSeq names its product ethylene-responsive transcription factor ERF024. Gene Ontology annotation, biological process: regulation of DNA-templated transcription. Lineage: Eukaryota; Viridiplantae; Streptophyta; Magnoliopsida; Cucurbitales; Cucurbitaceae. Bases 1 to 552 code for a protein of 183 amino acids. The transcript has a single exon. Gene Ontology annotation, molecular function: DNA binding; DNA-binding transcription factor activity. The record is from RefSeq and is a predicted model, not a curated record.